AUGGUUUCUCGCUGGGCCGAUGAUGAAGAUGAUGCCGCUCUAGAAGCACAACGCAAGCAAGAGAAGGAACAAAAGAAACGCGCAAAGGCCGAGAAACAACGCAAGCAACAAGAAGCCGACCAAUUACGACAACAACAGCAACAACAAGCCGAGCCAGACGACAGACCAUCCAAGAGAAGACGACUGUCACCAACACAAGACAAGGACCAACCUCGUCAAUUUGUUCGCUUCCAAGCCCCGUCAUGGCAACCUGCUCGCACAAUCGACAGCUUCGAACGACUGAACCACAUUGAAGAAGGCAGCUAUGGCUUUGUGUCGCGAGCAAGAGAAUUGGCUACUGGAGAGAUUGUCGCAAUCAAGAAGAUGAAGAUGGAGCCAGGUGCUGCCCAAAAUGGUUUCCCCGUCACAGCUCUACGCGAAAUCCAAACACUGUCUGCUGCCAAGCACCGGCAUAUUGUUGAUCUGCGCGAAGUCGUUGUUGGCGAGAAGGGCAACGUCGACGACAUCUUUCUGGUUAUGGACUUCUUGGAACAUGAUCUUAAGACGCUCAUGGAUGACAUGGAGGAACCAUUUCUGCCGAGUGAGGUCAAGACGUUGAUGUUACAACUCGGCAGUGCCAUCGAAUUCUUGCACGACAGAUGGAUCCUACAUCGCGAUCUGAAAACUUCAAAUAUCCUCAUGAAUAACCGGGGAGAAAUCAAGAUUGCCGACUUUGGUAUGGCCCGCUUCUGCGGCGACCCACCACCAAAGAACCUCACCCAACUCGUCGUCACUCUAUGGUACCGAGCUCCGGAGUUACUGCUGGGUUCCACGACAUAUGACAGCAGUAUUGAUAUGUGGAGCGUUGGUUGUAUCUUCGGUGAACUACUCACCAACGUACCACUGCUACAAGGCAAAAACGAAGUAGACGAGCUCAGCAAGAUCUUCGAGCUUUGCGGAGUGCCCACCGAUGCUUCAUGGCCUGGUUUCAAGCGUCUACCCAAUGCCCGCUCAUUGAGAUUGCCCCGUAAUGCACAAACCACUGGUUCAGUGAUACGCUCAAAAUUCCCAUUCCUGACAAAAGCAGGAACCGAUCUGCUGUCUGCCUUGCUAUCUCUGAAUCCAGCAAACAGACCGUCAGCAAAGGAGCUCUUGGAACACAGUUACUUCACCGAAGACCCGCGGCCAAAGAGCACAGCCAUGUUUCCUACCUUCCCCAGUAAGGCCGGUCAGGAGAGAAGACGGAAGAACAGAACACCCAAUGCGCCUGUUCGUGGCGAAGGCGGCGCUGCUGCAUCGGACUUUAGUGGGCUGUUUGCAGGACGUGAUGAUGAAGAGAUUGGUGGUGGCUUCCAGCUGAAAUUAGUAUAG
Molecule: messenger RNA, 1350 nt
Organism: Aureobasidium melanogenum CBS 110374
Lineage: Eukaryota; Fungi; Ascomycota; Dothideomycetes; Dothideales; Saccotheciaceae
Product: serine/threonine protein kinase, CMGC family, CDC2/CDK subfamily
Exons: 1
Coding region: 1-1350 (449 amino acids)
Biological process (GO): protein phosphorylation; regulation of mitotic cell cycle
Cellular component (GO): nucleus
Molecular function (GO): ATP binding; cyclin-dependent protein serine/threonine kinase activity
Source: RefSeq, a predicted model, not a curated record